Metopolophium dirhodum (rose-grain aphid) is the source of this 2644-nucleotide messenger RNA. RefSeq lists its product as uncharacterized. NCBI's taxonomy places the organism in Eukaryota, Metazoa, Arthropoda, Insecta, Hemiptera, Aphididae. The transcript has 3 exons. The record is from RefSeq and is a predicted model, not a curated record. Bases 150 to 1061 code for a protein of 303 amino acids.
UCUUGAACUUGAUUUUGUCGUGGUAAAUUAAUAUUGUGUCCGACGUUGGACGUACCUCGUUCGUUCUUUAUAUUAAGUAUAUUCCGUCCACAUUUUACGGUGUACACAUAUUUCGUUCAUACUGUAUUAUUAUCUCAGAAGAAAAAAAAAUGACAGAAGCUGUGGUGAGUGGAAAAGAUACCCGUUGCUUAUUCAUUAACAAUGGUGAUGAUUUGUUGACUUUAAAAAAAGUUGUAUCCAAAAAAACAGACAAAGAUGAUGAGAAACAAAAACUUAAUAAAUCUGUAGAAACUAAUGGCAGUGAAUUAAAUGGAAACCACAAUAAAACUGAUAGCAUAAAUUUUGAUGUUGAUAAUACAUCAUCAUUAGAACCAAAUUUAGAAAUGGAUAGUGAUACAGAUCGUAAUAUUACUAUCGGUUCAAUUUGCACCCAAGAAGAUCGAGAAUCAGAAACUAUUGAUAUCUCUAAUGAAAAUUCAAAUGAAGCAGAUGUAAAAAACGGUGAAAAAGAUAUUCAAGUAAAUUCAAUUAAAUGUCUAGAUGUUCCAUAUUCUCCGAGUGAUUCUUUGUAUGAUAAUGAUUCACAUGAUUUGGAAGAUGAUUAUUCAGAAUUAAAUAAUAUUGGGUCACCUACGUCUUACUUUAAUGUAUCAGCAAGAGCACCAUUACAUUCUUAUAAGGAUUUAGAUACUACGUUUGAGGAUGAUAUUUUAUUACUGGAAAAAGAAGUAUUAAAUAAUGAACGAAAACGAAAAUUUGAUGAUUUGGCAGAACAAGAACAGAAGUCUACUAAGAUACUUAAAUUGUGGAACUUGAUGAAAUAUCCUUUUCAAAAAAUAACAUUUGGCACUUCAAUAAGUGAAGAUAAAUCAAAUAUUUCUAUAGCUGAAAUCAUAGUUGAAAAAGAGAAUACCAUAGAACCCGAGUCAGCUAUUUGUGAAAACAAUAGUGAUAAUGAAAAAACUGAAGAAAAAAACACUCAAAACAAUUUUGAGGCAGAUGAAGAAAUUGUGGAUACUUCAAUAAAUGUGAAUACACAAAAAUUCUGUAACAUAAUGUAAUAACUGCAAAAGGUAUAACUUAAUUAUUAAAAUGUCAUGUUUUAAAGAAGUGUAUGUUCGUAUUAAUCAAAUAAUAUGUUGAUUAUUUUGGCUCAAUUGGUCAAAUAAAACAUGUCCUUCCUCUUUUACACUAAAUUUGAUUUUUGUUUUUAUUACCCGAACCAUUAAAUUAAAAAUGACCGUUAACAGUGUUCUCAAAUAAUCAUUGGAAUCUGACAUAUUAUUAAGAAAAUAUUCGUAUUUUAGAAUAACUGAAGAGGUACUUGUAAUUUUCAUAUUUUUUGAGCAUAUCAAUAACUAUUAUUUAUGUUUCAAUAAAUAUUUAACUGUUUUUUUCUUGUAUAUUUAAAUGUAGUAUAAUGUUCCAAAUUGGUUAAAUAUGAAUAAUUGUUAAUACAUUUAUGUUAAAUACAAUAAGUAUUAAUUAUGAAAAUCAACAUAUUUUUUGUGCUGAAAUAUAAUUUUCAAAAUGUUUACUUUUUAACUAUGUUAUUGUUUUAUUGGUCAAGGCGGUUACUUUUUAUUGUAUUUCAUUAAUUUUUUCUCCAAAUAAUAACCUUAGAAUAAUCAAUAUGAAUAUUGAUUUAUCUAUCCUUAAGAAUUUAUACCUAGUGUUAGUGAAGUAUUAGUAGUACUAUAAUAUAAUAUAAUGAAGUAAAUUUGGUUGAAAUGUAUUAGCUAUAGAAAGUUAUAGAAUUAAUCAUGUUUUUGAACAUUAAUUUCUCUUUUUUUUUUUAUAUAUUUAUUUAAAAUAUAAAUUAUUUACAUUUAAAAUUAUUUACUUAUAAUUUUAGUUUAAGAGGAUGCUACCCAUACAUUUGUUGUCUUCGUCACACGCACGGUAAAGCAAAUUUUUGUUCACUAGUUUCAAUAGUGCGCUGUUGUUAUGAUACUAGAGUGAAUUAACCUAUUAUAAAACUUUUAGUUAAAAUCAUUAUCUGUGCUUAAGCGUUGACGAUUUUUCGAAAUUUUGAUUUUCAAUCAAGAUAGGAGUAUAUAAAAUAUAAAAAUUAAAAAUGCUCAUACUCGCUUGAAAAUUAAAAAAUCAAAUAAUAGCCAACGCUUAAGCACAGAUAAUGUUAUUAUCUAAAAAAAAUUAUAAUAGGUCAAAUCACUCCCAAUAUCAAAACAGCACACUAUUGAAACUAGUGAACGAAAAUUUGUUGUCGUACGUGUGUAAGACGAAGACAACAAAUGCAUGGGUAGCAUCCUCUUAAAAAAAAAUAAGUGUAAUCAUCUCUCAUUUAUGUAAUUAAGUUUAUUUUGACUUACCAAUAAUUUUUCAUGUGUUUAUUAUUAAUAGCUAUUCAAAUAAGAAAUAAUACUACUUAAUAUUUUAUUAUAUUUUUUUUAUGUACAUCAAACAUGAUUUUAGAAUAAUUAUAUUUUUAUGUUGUAAUUAAUUUUAACUUGUGUGAUAAACAUAAAAUAUCCCUCAAUGAUGUAUAUCUUGUUACAAAUUCACAGUAUAGUAUUUAAAGAGAACAAUUAGAAUUAUUACGUGUUAGAUAAGUUUUUCAGUUAACUGUGUAUUUUAUUAAUUUUUAUAAGACCCUGUAUACAAAUAAAAGUUAAUAGAAAUA